CGCCGGCACUUGUUUCCGGGCGGGCCUCCAGAGGCCGGCGCAUAAAAUGGCGGCCCUGGCGGCCUGAAGAAGGCGGCCGCGGCUCGGCCGUGGGCUCUAACGCGGGGCUGGGGGCCGGAGACAGACUUCGCCCAGGUGACGGGUAGUAGGGGCGGCGCCGCUGGGCCUCGUGGGGUGUAAGACCCGCUUGCUGCUGCCCCCGGACCUUGCCGCCACACCAGCCUUGUCCUGGGGCGGAACCGAAGGAAGGUUGGGCCCGGCUGCCCCGCCCCGUCCUUCCUCCUUCCCGGGCGGUCACUCUGCGUGGCUCACUUUUAGAGUUUACUUCAACCACGUGGAGCUUCCAUGGCGGCCUCUCAGGUCCUGGGGGAGAAGAUUAACAUCCUGUCGGGAGAGACUGUCAAGGCUGGGGACAGGGACCCGCUGGGCAACGACUGUCCCGAGCAAGAUAGGCUCCCCCAGCGCUCCUGGAGGCAGAAGUGUGCCUCCUACGUGUUGGCCCUGAGGCCCUGGAGCUUCAGUGCCUCACUCACACCGGUGGCCCUGGGCAGUGCCCUUGCCUACAGAUCCCACGGUGUCCUGGAUCCCAGGCUCUUGGUGGGUUGUGCCGUGGCUGUCCUGGCUGUGCACGGGGCCGGUAAUUUGGUCAACACUUACUAUGACUUUUCCAAGGGCAUUGACCACAAAAAGAGUGAUGACAGGACACUUGUGGACCGAAUCUUGGAGCCCCAGGAUGUCGUCCGGUUCGGAGUCUUCCUCUACACGUUGGGCUGCGUCUGUGCCGCUUGCCUCUACUACCUGUCUCCUCUGAAACUGGAGCACUUGGCUCUUAUCUACUUUGGAGGCCUGUCUGGCUCCUUUCUCUACACAGGAGUCCUCAUCUAGCCACUGAAGCAGAGUGCCCACAUCAGGGGCAUGGGAGCAGCCAGUGCUCAAGCUCCCAGAAACUGCCUAGUGACCUGCCUUCUAGACCAGUCUCCUGAGAAUGGGGCUGGCCACCUUCGAGGAGAGGGAAGUGAGCCCCUUCCCGCCUCGGGGUGGGCAGCACCUGGAGCUGAUAGUUGUAUGCAUGUUCGGGACACAGGAUACUCGACUCUUCAGGUUGUGUGCUGUGUGGAGGGAGAGGAGGUUGACACACGUGAACCAUACAAUAAACAACCACAGAACAUCAGGGUAGAGAUGGGGCUGCUGGGUAUCAGGACGGCUUCCAGGAAGAGGUGACAAUGAGCGGCAAUCAAGGUUUCUCGGAAGAGGUGGCCACGAGAGGUGACUGUUCCAUGGAAACCAAGGUGCUGAUGGACAGCUCAAUUCCCCCAGCUGGAGAAAGCCCCCCUGUUGCUGCCUGAGAGAGUAAGACUCAAAGUUUUCCUUAGUCAGCCUUUUUUGGCUGUGCAGUCAGACAACUGGAGCAUUGAGGCAGGUGUGCCAAGGGCACUCUGACCACUGCCAAGGUCAAAGCCUUCUGCAGAAUGAAAACUCCGACACUUCCUUGCUGAGAAACAAACGAGAGAAUGGCGGGGUGUUUAAUCAUCCACAGCUGCCAAUACCUAAUCAAGAUGAAUGGCCUGGAGAGACAAGGCCAGGGAAAGCAUCCCGCGAAGCAGGAGCGCUGAGCCCAAGUCUCCUGCGAGUCAGGGGAGCCCCUCAGCCCUGGGCCACAUUGAGGCCAAGGGAAUACCAGGUGGGAGGCCCUCAGAUUCAGGGGAAGUGCUGAGGGGGUCAGAGGUCACCAUGGUCACCAACGAGGGCCUUCCAGCUGACACUUGCCUUGGCCAAAGACCUUUACUGAGAGCCUGCUGUGUCCCAGGAGGCAAGAUAAAUGAGGCACACCCCUGCUUUUUGAGGACACACAGUGAGCUAAUAGCAAAAGCUACAUACGUACAUUAUCCUGCCACCUCAAGCGUCAACAUAGACACUUGCACCUAGAGAUUCUUAAAGCCCCUCUGAAGGACAGGCCACUCACAGCCAUGUGUAAGACAUAGAGGCAUAAAGGCUGUGGGGGAAUGAGGACAGAAGAGAUGAACUUCUCCAUGCGCUAUUGUUCCAGACCAUGAUCAAUUCACUAUCUAUGACUAGCUCUCCUCUGGUGCCAUCUGCAGGUGGCUGCAAGACCAGUCAAUUUAUUGAGCAAGUACUAUGUUACAGGCACUUGCUUAGCUCUGGGAGGUAUAAUGGUAAAUGAGACCUGAUCCCUAUCCUCAGGAAACUUACACUCUCCAGAGGACAGACAGACAAACAGGCACACCUUAUAUCACUCCUGGAGCUUGACUGGUGAAGUGGAAAGAGUUUGGGCUUUCGAGUCUGGCAGCACUGGGUGGAUAGAAGUCCAGGCUCAAUCACUCACCCCUGGGAUACCCUCAGACAAGCUACAUAACCUCUUUGAGCUUCCGGUGCCUCCUCUGCAAGGGAGGAUGAUAGGAUUUGCCUUGUAGGGUAAUUUUGGGUUUAAAUAAGGUAGUGCUCACAGAGUACUUAGCAUGUGCCUGGUAUGUAGUAGGCACUUCAUAAAGUGAGUUCCCCCCGUCCCCACCUUUGUUUUGAGACAGGGUCUCACUCUGUAGCCCACGGUGGAGUGCAGUAGCACAAUCAUGGCUUACUGCAGCCUCAAUCUCCCUGGGCUCAGGUGAUCCUCCCACCUCAGCCUCCAGAGUAGCUCGGACUACAAGCUUGCACCACCAUGCCCAGCUAAUUUUUGUAUUUUUACAGAGACAAGAUUUCACCAUGUUGCCCAAGCUGGUCUCCAGCUCUUAGGCUAAAGCAAUCCGCCCGCCUCAGCCUCCCAAAGUGCUGGGAUUACAAGCCUGAGCCACUGCUUCCAGCCCCCUUUCCUUUCUUAUGGAUGACUAUUUUAGAAUGUUGUUUUUUGUGUAAUCUCAGACUUUCCUACCAAAAGGCAGAAGGCCCAUGGCUGAGGGUCCAUGUUCUUCCCAAUACUCAGCACAGUGCCUGGUACAUUUAUUCAUUCAUUCAACAAACAUGUAUUGAACACCUGAUAAGUACCAGGAACUAUAUUAAAACUAAACAUAGAAAAUGAACAAAACCAGAUCUCUAUGCUCCCAGAGCUUAUAUGAUAGUAAGGGAGAUAGAAAAGAAACAACUAUUCAUUGUGAAACUCUCUGCUGUGGUUUGAAUGUUGUGUCCCCCCAGAUUCAUGUUGAAUCCUAAUGUUGAAUCCUAUGUUGAAGCCUAAUCCCCAACAUGAUUGUAUUAGGAGGUGGCGACUUUGGGAGGUGAUUAGGUCACGAGAGUAGAGUCCUCAUGGGUAGAGUAUUAGUGCCCUGAUAAAAGAGACCCCAGGGAGCUGCCUUGCUCCUUCCUCCACGGGAGGACACAGCUGGAAGGCGCUAUCUAUGAACCAGAAAGUGGCCUUCACCAAACCAAAUCUGCCUUGGUUUUGGACUUCUCAGCCCCCAGAACCGUGAGACAUUUCUGUUGUAUAUAAGCCACCUAGUUUAAUGGUAUUUUGCUAUAGUAGCCUGAAUAGUAGCCUGAAUGGCACUGUGUGUAUCGGGGGUGUCCAUUUGGUGAUUCCAAGGGACUCUGCCCUGGCACCAGGAUAAGUUCCAUGCAGAAACCCGAAGGAUGACCCAUUUGCAGCCCUUCUGUCAGGAGAGCCAAGCCUGGUUGUGCUGAGAUGGGAAUCCUGGUGGGGUGACUAUGAAAAAGUUGGGGUCUUGGCCUUGGGGUCAAAGAUUGUCAAGGUGACUUCUCAUUCGAAUGCUUCACAGCCCUGAAGGCGAAUGUGCUGAAGAAGUCCUGGAUGGAGAGAUAGGUGGUCUCACAUGUGGCUGUGAGUGGCCUGUCCUUCAGAGAGGCUUUAGGAAUCUCUAGGUACAAGGGAAAGAUAACAUCUUGGGCUGCAGUCCAGGUUCAUUCAACAAGGGAAGAAAACUGGAAAACAUCUGAUGUCUGUUUUACCAGAGUUGUUACUAUUACUUUUAUUAUUAUUGUUUUUUUUGAGACGAAGUUUUGCUCUUGUUGCCCAGGCUGAAGUGCAGUGGCAGGAUCUCGGCUCACUGCCACCUCCAUCUUCUGGGUUCAAGUGAUUCUCCUGCCUCAGCCUCCCGAGUAGCUGGGAUUACAGCAUGCACCACCAUGCCCAGCUAAUUUUGUAUUUUUAGUAGAGAAGGGUUUCACCAUGUUGGUCAGGCUGGUCUCAAACUCCUGACCUCAAGUGAUCCACCCACUUUGGCCUCCCAAAGUGUUGGGAUUACAGGCAUGAGCUAUUUCUCCCUGCCAGAGUUGUUAUUAUAUUUUUUAAAAUUGGGCCAGACACAGUGGCUCAUGCCUGUAAUCCCAGCACUUUGGGAGGCCGAGGCAGGUGAAUCACCUGAGGUCAAGUGUUUGAGACCAGCCUGGCCAACGUGGCGAAACCCCAUCUCUACUAAAAAUACAAAAAUUAGCCGGGCAUGGUGGCACAUAUUGUAAUCUCAGCUACUCCGGAGGCUGAAGCAGGAGAAUCACUUAAACCUGGGAGGUGGAGGUUGCAGUGAGCUGAGAUUGUGCCAUUGCAGUCCAGCCUGGGUGACAAGAGUGAGACCCUGUCUCCAAAAAUAAAUAAAUAAAUAAAUAAAACUUUCCCAUGUGCAUGUGUGCACAUAUGCAUGUGCAUGUGUGCAGUGGUGCAGUUAUUAUCCUGGGUAUUCAGUAGGUGCCGAACAUGAAGGGAACCCAAUGCAAUGAGCGACACCUGGUAAAGCCAUCUCAAUGUCUGGACAAGCAGUCUCCAUGCAGCUCCAAGGAGGAAAAGGGGAAACCACAGAGGGUUGUGAGCAGAGGGUUGCUCAGAACCCCUCCUGACGGAGGCGAGGAGGAGGUGGAGCCAUUCGUUAUCCUGCGAGCUUGGCACGGAGGCUGGGUGGCUGUGCUGAGAAGAGCCAUUCCAUUUCUAAGAAGGAACAGGGAGGGGAUGGUGAGGAGCGAAGAUAACCAAGUCAGUCAAGCAGGGCAGAGCACGGUGUGAUCCGUGCCCUAGGCCAUCACAGUGGCUGCAGCCAAUCUUACUGCAUGAGAGGUGGGAGAAGAUGGGCUUCCCCAGGAGAUGCCCUGCCCUGGAAACCCCACUGCCUGCCCUGGGUCAUCCUUGAUACUCAUUCCCUUGUCUCUCUCAGUGGUGGGAGUGACAGCAGCAUGUCAAGGCCGCCUAACCACAGUCACAGUGAGAGCCACCAGACGCUGGAUCCGGGCAGCAACUUGGGGUUCACUGAAGCCUUCUCCGUGCUUGUCUCACGCUGGCCUCCCUGUGGCCCUGAGAGGUGCAUGCUCGGCUUGUUUGAUGGGCUGAGUGGUUCAGUGACUUGCUUGGGAUCACAGCCGCUGCACAGCAGCACCACACGUGGCCCGGACUAGUUCUCUUCCAACUCUAAAAGCAGCACUCAUUUGGUUAACAGUCUUUUUCAUUUUCAACACUUCUUUCUUUUGAAGGGAGGAGCAAAGCGUGAUCGGUUGCCUUUUAUAAAUCUCGUUUUCAAUUUCAAUCUCUUUUAAAAUGUUGAAAGAGUCACAGCUGCCUCUUUUGUUAUUGUCUUCAUCUCCCACCCUCUUUCCCGCCUCUCCUCCUCGACUUUCCUUCCCUUAACCCUUUCCAUGGUUCCUCUGGGCCACCCAGGCGUGUGGCCGGCUUGUCAUGCUUGUGGCCUUGGGUGUUGGAGAAGAGGGGGAAGAGGUAGGAUUGAGGGGCUCCAUCAGAGACAGGGGCUCAGGGGUCUUCACAGUUUGAUGGAUUUUUUUUUUUUUUUUUUUUUUUGAGACAGAGUCUCUCUGUUGCCCAAGCUGGAGUGCAGUGGCACGAUCUCGGCUCACUGCAACCUCUGCCUCCCAGGUUCAAGAGAUUCUCCUGCCUGAGCCUCCCGAGUAGCUGGGACUACAGGUGCGCGCCAACACACCCAGCUAAUUUUUAUAUUUUUAGUAGAGACAGGGUUUCACCAUGUUGGCCAGGCUGGUCUCAAACUCCUGGCCUCAGGUGAUCCACCCAUCUUGGCCUCCCAAAGUACUGGGAUUACAGGUGUGAGCCACCAUGCCCAGCCUAAUUUUUGUAGAGACAGAGUCUUGCCAUGUUGCCCAGGCUGGAGUCAAAUAGCAGGAAGGCUGUGCUCCAAACAAUGCUUGGUUUUCCAUUGAAGACAUCUAAUAACCUUUAUGAUUUUUUUUUUUUUUUUGAGACACAGUCUCCCUCUGUCACCCAGGCUGGAGUGCAGUGGUGUGAUCUUGGCUCACUGCAACCUCAGCCUCCUGAGUAGCUGGGAUUACAGGCACCCACCACCAUGCCUGGCUAAUUUUUUGUAUUUUUAGUAAGACAGGGUUUCACCAUGUUGGCCAGGCUGGUCUCGAACUCCUGACCUCAAGUGAUCCACCAGCCUUGGCCUCUCAAAGUGCUGGGAUUACAGGCAUGAGCCACUGUGCCCAGCCAAAAAAAAAUUUUUGUUUAUUCAAAAUUUCUGUCUUUUUUUUUGAGACAUGGUCUCACUCUGUGGCCCAGGCUGGAGUGCAGUGGCAAGAUCACCGCUCACUGAGGCCUCGACCUCCCAGGCUCAGGCAAUCCUCCCACCUCAGCCUCCUGAGUAGCUGGUACUACAGGCACGCACCACCACACCUAGCUAAUUUUUGUAUUUUUAGUAGACACAGGGUUUUGCCAUGUUGACCAGGCUGGUCUCGAACUCCUGACCUCAAGUGAUCCACCUGCCUCGGCCUCCCAAAGUGCUGCAGUUACAGACGUGAGCCACCACACCCGGUGAAUGGAUGGUUGAUUCUAUUUGCUUUGUGCAGUCUGACUGAUGUAAAUCAUCUCAGCCAUGUCUGGGCGUUGGAGUCAGGUUUAGGCACAAGUGGCCUCCAAGUCACCUGCAGAAACACACAUGGCUGUGGCUUACCCCCUUGCUCCCAGUCACUCUGCGUCUGAGCCGACUUAGGAUCAUAUAUGUGUGUUCUCACACUUGAGACUCUUUUUUUUAUUUUUUAUUUAUUUUUUGAGACGGAGUCUCGCUCUGUCGCCCAGGCUGGAGUGCAGUGGCGCGAUCUUGGCUCACUGCAAGCUCCACCUCCUGGGUUCAUGCCAUUCUCCUGCCACAGCCUCCCAAGUAGCUGGGACUACAGGCGCCCGCCACCAUGCCUGGCUAAUUUUUUUUGUAUUUUUUUAGUAGAGACAGGGUUUCACCAUGUUAGCCAGGAUGGUCUCGAUCUCCUGACCUCAUGAUCCGCCCGCCUGGGCCUCCCAAAGUGCUGGGAUUACAGGCUUGAGCCACCGCGCCCGGCCACACUUGAGACUCUUAACAAUUCCAUGACUGAGGUAUGAUAGCUCCCAUUUUAUAGAUGAGGAAACUGAGGCUCCUUCAGCAAGUUAAACACCUUGCUCUCAAUGUCCCCAAACAGACCCAGCAGCUCAAGGUCUCAGAGCUGAUGGCAGAGCUGGGAUGAGAAGCCAAGUCCUUUGACUUCUAACCCAGUGCUUUUCCCGCCAUGCUCUGUGUCCCAUCCUUGGUCCUAACCUUGAGACGGCAGGACUAACAUUGGAGGAGUUGUGGCUUCCAGGUUCCUCCUGAAAGCCACCAGAGAUUAAAAAAAAAAAAAAAGUGAGAGGUUAGCCUGAUCUAGCAAGAGCAGCGAUGGCUCCCCGGGUGAGGAUACAUGCCAGCGAGUGAGGAGCUGCUGACUGGGGGGUGAUCUCCCUGAUAAAUGAUGGAGUGCCAGUUGCUUCUGCAGCUGCAGGGCUGCAUCUGGGCCCCAGUGCUGACGCACGCUCCGCCUCCAGAUCCGCAUUGUCACCAGCUUGUUGGAGAAACAGAUGUUAUUGUCCUCUAUUCCUGUCCCUUUGUCCCUAAUAGGCACUUAAGCGCAGGAGGGGGAAAAAGAAACGGAGACGGAAUGGUGUAACCAUUUCAGGCUCUUUCCAGAAGCAUGCACUUCUGUGGGACUUGGGGUCUGGGAUAGAAUGGGUG
Messenger RNA from Pongo pygmaeus (Bornean orangutan), 7934 nucleotides. RefSeq names its product UbiA prenyltransferase domain containing 1 (gene UBIAD1). NCBI's taxonomy places the organism in Eukaryota, Metazoa, Chordata, Mammalia, Primates, Hominidae. The record is from RefSeq and is a predicted model, not a curated record. Gene Ontology annotation, biological process: vitamin K biosynthetic process; menaquinone biosynthetic process. Gene Ontology annotation, cellular component: endoplasmic reticulum; Golgi membrane. Gene Ontology annotation, molecular function: prenyltransferase activity. Bases 346 to 885 code for a protein of 179 amino acids. The transcript is spliced from 2 exons.